Messenger RNA from Trypanosoma grayi, 693 nucleotides. RefSeq lists its product as hypothetical. Bases 1 to 693 code for a protein of 230 amino acids. Lineage: Eukaryota; Euglenozoa; Kinetoplastea; Trypanosomatida; Trypanosomatidae. The transcript has a single exon. The record is from RefSeq and is a predicted model, not a curated record. Gene Ontology annotation, molecular function: peroxidase activity.
AUGGGGUGGGCUGCUGCGCAUGGCACCGAUGAGACUGGCGAGCACACACGAUUCAUCUUUUUCCGGGGUGUGGCUCCGCGGUGCGAAGAGCGACGCUCUGAUGCUGUGCACGGUGAGUCCCGCCGGUCUAGACCCAUCGAGUUGCUCACAAUGCCGAUGACAGUGACCCAUGUCGUUCCAUCCUUGUUCUCUCCUACUCUUUGCAUGGCUGCAAGGACUUUCAUGCAGAGGGUAGUGAUGUUCAUCCCAGGGCCAGGUUAUAUCAGGUUGCUCUUCCAUACAUCUACGACGGAGGUCAACUGUCUCUUGUCGGCCCACACUCAUAGUGGACGCAAUUGCAGCCGUGGUGAGCUGCAAGGCAUUCGAAUGCAUCGGGCUGAAGCGGUUUCUUAUCCUUGUCAUUGUAUUGAACGCCAUAGGCGCGACGGUGAGGCCUUUUCUGCUUUACUUUGCUUCCACGACCCCCGUUGCUGUUUGGUUUUACAUUGCAUUAACUCUCUUGCGCAGGUGUUCAUCGUUUCCCACUCACCUUCGCGUCCGACGCAAAGCCAAUGUGAUAAAUUUGCAGCGAAAACGGGCACUGCAGCAGCAGCAGCAUCGGCGAGAGCGUGGCAGGAUACUGAACGCCCCUACUUGUUCAGCGGUAUCUGUGACGGACGCCGAUUUUACACCUUUCUCUACGGACGCAACUGA